CAUGAAAAAGGGGAGUGCGAUUGAUUUUUUAUUGGACGAAAAUUGACAGUAGGCUCCAAUUUUCUGUAAAAACUUGGGUGUUCGGAGCUUGCUGUGAUUGUUGCAGAUAGCUGAUACUCACACGAUAACGUCGCGAGAAGGAAGCGCACAAAAUGAUUGGCGGCUUAUUCGUUUACAAUCACAAGGGCGAGGUGCUUAUCUCGCGAGUCUAUCGUGAUGAUAUUGGACGCAAUGCAGUGGACGCCUUCAGGGUAAACGUCAUCCAUGCGCGCCAGCAGGUGCGCUCGCCAGUGACCAACAUAGCGCGCACCAGCUUCUUCCACAUUAAGCGUGCCAAUAUUUGGCUGGCGGCGGUCACGAAGCAAAAUGUCAAUGCCGCCAUGGUCUUUGAGUUCUUGUUAAAAAUAAUUGAGGUGAUGCAGUCUUACUUUGGUAAGAUAUCCGAGGAAAAUAUCAAGAACAACUUUGUGCUUAUCUAUGAGCUGCUGGACGAGAUUCUGGAUUUCGGAUAUCCGCAAAACACGGACUCGGGCACGCUGAAAACGUUCAUAACGCAGCAGGGCAUUAAGUCGGCCACCAAGGAGGAGCAGAUGCAGAUAACGUCGCAGGUAACUGGACAGAUCGGCUGGCGACGUGAGGGCAUCAAAUAUCGACGCAACGAAUUGUUCUUGGAUGUGCUGGAGUAUGUGAAUCUGCUGAUGAGUCCACAGGGCCAGGUGCUGUCAGCACAUGUUGCCGGCAAGGUUGUUAUGAAGUCGUACUUGUCAGGCAUGCCCGAGUGCAAGUUUGGAAUUAAUGAUAAAAUCGUGAUGGAGUCCAAGGGGCGCGGUUUGUCUGGAAAUUCUGAAGCAGAAACCUCGAGGUCCGGUAAGCCAGUGGUUGUUAUUGAUGAUUGCCAAUUCCAUCAGUGCGUUAAGUUGAGCAAAUUCGAGACAGAGCACUCAAUAAGCUUUAUACCGCCCGAUGGAGAAUUCGAGCUAAUGCGCUAUCGCACCACAAAAGACAUUUCGUUGCCAUUCCGUGUUAUACCCCUGGUACGUGAGGUCGGCCGCACCAAAAUGGAGGUGAAAGUUGUGUUGAAAUCUAACUUUAAGCCAUCGCUGCUCGGUCAGAAGAUUGAAGUGAAAAUUCCGACUCCGCUGAACACAUCGGGGGUCCAGUUGAUUUGCCUGAAGGGCAAGGCAAAGUACAAGGCUAGCGAGAAUGCUAUUGUAUGGAAAAUUAAGCGCAUGGCUGGUAUGAAGGAGACUCAAUUGUCGGCAGAAAUCGAGUUGCUUGAGACGGACACGAAGAAGAAAUGGACGCGUCCGCCCAUUUCGAUGAACUUUGAGGUGCCGUUCGCGCCAUCCGGCUUUAAGGUGCGCUACCUGAAGGUGUUCGAGCCCAAGCUCAACUAUUCCGAUCAUGAUGUGGUGAAGUGGGUGCGCUAUAUAGGACGUAGCGGGCUCUACGAGACACGCUGCUAAGAUAUGGCGGCACAUACAAUCAAGCAAUCGAGCAAGAGUAUCACAUGCCGGCAAAAUAUUAAGUGUUGAAUUUAAAAGUGUAAUCGCAUCCUAUUGGUAUUUCCUCAAUCAAAUUGAACGAUUCGUUGUUGUAUUCCAAAAUUAGUUCCAAUCGAUGCAGCGUAAUUAGCCUGCACACAAACACGUACAUAUACAUACAUAUUUACCUACGCCAUGUGAAUAUUUAGAAUGUGCAACAGACUUGCGCAGCCAGACAUGCGGACUAGGCGGUGAGUCUACGCACAGCUACAUAUAUACCAUAUAUACAUACACAAAUACUAUUAUAUACCAACUAUUAUUUACAUCUUUUAUAUCAUGUAGAUUUUUUUUAUUUUAUUCCUUUGCGCUUUUUAGCAAUGCUAAUCUCACAGACUAAAUUAUUAAUUGUAUUAUUUCUAUAAAUUAAUAUUACAUGUUUCAUUAAUUGUUUUUGAAAACAAUUUGUGGCUUGUAUGGCGCAGAAAUGGAAAUGAACAAAUUCAAUUCAACUCGUGUGGUUCCACAAAAAUCCACUCAUGUAUUUAGUAGACCAAAUCCUGUCUGUCAACACUAUUAUAUAAUAUUGAUAUUCAAGUGUUAAUAUGAUAAUAUUCGAAUUGUUUAAUAAAUAAAAAUCAGCAUACUUAUAUAAUACACAUA
Scaptodrosophila lebanonensis is the source of this 2144-nucleotide messenger RNA. RefSeq names its product AP-2 complex subunit mu (gene AP-2mu). Gene Ontology annotation, molecular function: clathrin-cargo adaptor activity. The coding region runs from base 153 to 1466 and encodes 437 amino acids. The record is from RefSeq and is a predicted model, not a curated record. Lineage: Eukaryota; Metazoa; Arthropoda; Insecta; Diptera; Drosophilidae. The transcript is spliced from 3 exons. Gene Ontology annotation, cellular component: AP-2 adaptor complex; cytoplasmic vesicle. Gene Ontology annotation, biological process: intracellular protein transport; clathrin-dependent endocytosis.